GGCAGGCGACAACCAAGUGCGGAGGACUGCCUUUCCCGAUACUGUCCCCCAGCGCCACCCGGGGGAAAUUAAAAGUCUUGUUCCGCUGCGGAGCCGGACCCAAGAACUGGGCACUGGGGCGAAGGCCUACUCUCUGUUCCCAGAACCUCUUUCUGCUUCUUCCUCUCCUUAACUGUCUGAAUGGAUCGGUCCGCCUAUUCCUUCCCUGCUCCUAGAGCGAAAUGGAAAGCUCCAUCGCCCCUCCAGUCCGGGCCUGCUUUGCGGGGGACGCCGGCGCGGUUGUCAGGGAAAGCCCCGGACGUGACGGCUGCGCUCGACCCCGCGCCGCCGCCCCCGUCCUGUCCGUCACUCCCGUGCGCACGCCGCUCUCCGCGGGCCCCACCCCCCACCCGGAGUUCCAGGCUGGGCAGGAGUAAACAGCGGGUGGAGGGAGGCUCUCGGAACCAGGCCAGGCGACAGCAUGCUGGGGCUCGGGGGGCCAGGGCUCCCUGCUGUGGGGAUCCUGUGCUUGUUGUCCUUCCUGGCGCUGCUGUCGCUCCCUGCGGUCCCCGCGCCCCAUCGUGCUUCCUACAAGCCGGUCAUCGUGGUGCACGGGCUCUUUGACAGCUCGUACAGCUUCCGCCACCUGCUGGAAUACAUCAACGAGACACACCCCGGGACUGUGGUGACAGUGCUGGAUCUCUUCGAUGGAAGAGAGAGUUUGCGGCCCCUGUGGGAACAGGUGCAAGGAUUCCGAGAGGCUGUGGCCCCCAUCAUGGCAAAGGCCCCUCAAGGGGUGCAUCUCAUCUGCUACUCGCAGGGGGGCCUGGUGUGCCGGGCACUGCUCUCUGUGAUGGAGGAACACAAUGUGGAUUCUUUCAUCUCUCUGUCCUCUCCACAGAUGGGACAGUAUGGAGACACUGACUACUUGAAGUGGCUAUUUCCUACCUCCAUGAGGUCUAACCUCUACAGGAUUUGCUAUAGCCCCUGGGGGCAGGAAUUCUCCAUAUGCAACUACUGGCAUGAUCCCCACCACGAUGACUUGUACCUCAAUGCCAGCAGCUUCCUGGCCCUGAUCAAUGGGGAAAGAGACCAUCCUAAUGCUACUGUGUGGCGGAAGAACUUUCUCCGUGUGGGCCGAAUGGUGCUGAUUGGGGGCCCUGAUGAUGGAGUUAUUACCCCCUGGCAGUCCAGGAAAUGGCGAAGGUGUUUUGGAGAGGUCCUGUGUACCCUUCACCUAGUUCCUCCAGUGGCUGCACCCUGUGGAACUGCAGCACAAUAUCGGAGCCAGGACAUUAACUUCGGCACAGAAAAUCCAGGUCUCCAAGGCACUGUGUGCCUGCCUCUGUUACAGAUCAGCAUGACUGACACGAAAUGUCACCUGACCUACUUAGUCACUCAUUGAGCACUAUGUGCCAUGGCACAGUUCUGGGCCCUGGGGAAUGUAGCUGUCAAAAAAAGAGAAGUCCCUGCUGUUAUGUAGUGUAAAUUCUUGUGGGCGAUACGGAUAAUAGAUGUAAAAGUAGAUGUCGGGUAGUAAUAAAAUAAGGCAGGGGAAGGGCUUACAGUAUAACUGGAGCCUGUUUUAGAUAGUGGCCAAAGAAGUCCUCCUGGAAGAGUUGCCCUUUGAGCCGAGGAAGGAAAUGAGGAAAGGCAUCGUGCAACAGUUUGAGGGAAGGAGAACAGCACCUGCAUGGUCCUGGGGCAGGUGUGAGGAAGGAGGAGGCCGGUGAGUGCAGGGAGUAGGGGAGAGUGGGAGAGGAGGGUGAGAGACGUAGCAGGGAGCCAUUGUGUUGAGCCUUUGUGAGGCAAAGUAAGGCCCUUGACUUUUUUCUAAAAUAUACACAACGUAAAAGUUGCCAUUUUGAAUGUAUGGUUCAGUGGCAUUAAGUACAUUCACAUUAUUGUGUAACCAUCAUCACCAUCCAUCACCUCUAGAACUUCUUUUUCUUCCCAAACUGAAAUUCCAUACCCAUUAAACACUAACUCCUCAGUCCUGCCUCCCCCACCCCCUGGCAGCCACGACCCCUGACUUGUUGUUCUAAGUAAAACAGGAAAGCAUUGUUGGGUUUGGAGUGAAGGGGUAAUAGCUCUUAUAAUAAGAGUAAGAGAUGGGAUUUAUUUAUAUUUCAUUUCAGAUCUACAACAACCCUAUGAAGGUAAUAAUAGCUCACAGUACAUAGCACCUUUUGUCCCCAGGCGUUGAUCCAAGUACUUUUCAUAUAAAGCUCAUUUCAUCCUCUAAACAAUCCUAUGGGCAAUUACUGUUACCUUCAUUUCACAUUUUAGAAAACUUGGGUGCAAAAAGCUUAUAUUCAUAGAAUUAGUAAGCAGUGAAGUCAGGUUAUUUGUUAACCACAAUGUUUUACUUCCUUUCUACAAAGGAGGCAUUUCUUAUAUGUCUCCUUUGUAGAAAAGAGACAGAGGAGAAGUAAGGGACCAAGAGGAGAAGCCCGCCCAGCUGUACACAGUGGGGGUGUGGCAGGGCUGGUGCACGUCCAGGUCCAGGUGUUCUGACUGUUCCCCCACUAGUCUCAUACUUCGGAAGUUUCCAGAGUAGCACAAAGCAAUCUUGUGUACUCUUCACCUAGUCUUCUUCAGUGUUAACGUUGUGCCCGUGCUAGCACCAGUGUCUCCAUGUGUAGUGUGUGUGUGUGAACCAUUUGAGAGUAGGUUGUAGACAUGAUGUCUCUACCCCUAAAACUUUAGUGUGUCAGUGUGUAUUUCCUACAUACAGGGCAUUUUUUACAUGUCUGCAAUAUCAUCAAAAUCAGGGAAUUAACAUUGAUAUGGUACUCCAUAGACCUUGUUCGAAUUUUUUCAAUUGUCUUUUUAGAAGAAAUUCCUGUGCAAGAUCCAACCCAGGAUCAUAUAUUACAUUUAGUUUUCAUGUCUUUUUAAGCCUGGAAUACUUCCUCAGUCUUAGUCUGGGACAUUGAUAUUUUUGAAGCGUACAGGCCAGCUAUUUUGUAGAACGUCCCUCAGUUUGUGUUUGUUGGCUAUUUUCUAUUCAGGUUAGACAUUUUUUAUGAGAAUUCGGUGAAGUGAUGCUGUGUCCUUAGUGUGUCACUUCACAGGGUACAUGAUGUCCGGUUAAAUAUUUUCAUUUUCUCCAGCUCUCCUGAUAACGGCCCACUCC
This is a messenger RNA of Artibeus jamaicensis (Jamaican fruit-eating bat), 3118 nucleotides long. It is a transcript of the gene PPT2, whose product is annotated as palmitoyl-protein thioesterase 2. The record is from RefSeq and is a predicted model, not a curated record. Gene Ontology annotation, molecular function: palmitoyl hydrolase activity; thiolester hydrolase activity. The coding region runs from base 461 to 1384 and encodes 307 amino acids. Lineage: Eukaryota; Metazoa; Chordata; Mammalia; Chiroptera; Phyllostomidae. The transcript is spliced from 9 exons. Gene Ontology annotation, cellular component: lysosome.